CUGGAUACCUGACUUGUUCUCAGCGUGUAGAUUUCACUGUUAGUAUUGUUACACGUAACCUUGACCCUUGGACCUAUCAGCGAAUUUACCACAUUUUUGAGCCGUGUGAUAAAACAUUUAAAUUUUCACACGCUGUUUUUCCGUAUUGUUAGAUCCGCUCCAGCGGUUACGCAUAAAGUGUUAAUACUCGGGUCCACGCCAUUUUGUAUGCUUCCCACGCCAACCAAGAAAGCCGGGAUUUGGCAGACGACAUGUAAACAACGAAUGGUAACUCUGGGAAAGAAACAUGCGGUCAGGAUUGUCCAAGUGGUCAAGAUGUAAGGCUUCACUGGGGUAAAACUGGCUGGAUAAAAGCUAAUAAGACAGUGGACAAAUGGACUGUACAGGCCACAGUUGAGGUGAUCAUACUUACCACGGAAUUAGAUUAUCUAAGUCCGUGGACUUAACAUGAUGCUGCAGUUGUACCGGAGCCCUAGUCUGUGGUCCGUCCUUGCUCUCUGCGCAUACGCACUGAACCUGUUGUUCCACGUGAUUGCCUACUGCUCUGACCAAUGGGCAACAUGUACAUUCAAGGGCAGGCACACAUGGUUCGGACUCUGGCAGGGAUGCUGGACUGAUGACGUCACUAAAGAAACAAUGUGUUCGAACAGCGUUUUCCAACACCCUUUUUUCAAUACAGGUAAACACACAGAUUGGCACAAAGGUGCCCAAGUUCUGAUGACUAUUUCCCUCAUCGUCUUGUUAUUCACGGAAGUCGUCCUCAUUGGUUACGCAUGCGUGGUGAAACUGGAAUCCCACAAACCCCGGAUGAUCGGAAUGCUGGUGGGGCUGUCUAUUUCCGAAGGGGCCUUCACGCUGGUCAGUCUGGAGCUGUACCGAAACGAAGCUCAAAUAUGCAUUACCGGCAUCGUCAUCCUGAUGAUAGGGACCGAAGUUGUGAUGCUGGAGAACGGGAAGCUGUCUUGGGGCUAUUGGAUAAAGUGUGCUGGCCUGUUUCUUAGCCUUGUCACGUUAAUUUUGGUGUACAAAGACAAAUACCAUUUCUUCGGAAGUAGAACUGAUUUGGUGACACACAGCGAAAAGGCUAGUGACAAAAACGACUUUGAUAAUCUGGCAUUUACUGAUCGGGGUUCGGACGAGUUUUCCGGUUCCGUGAUAACGUCAUCUAUUAGACUCUCGUCGAGUGGCGGCCUGGGAACCUUGGACAGAGUUUCUUCUCGUAGUUUAUCGUGUUCUGAUAUCGUCACAGGAACGUCAAAUGUCAAUUACGCCCAAGACUUGUGCCGGACAGCUUCAUCGAGGGGUCGCUUUGGUGGGUCGGCAGACAAUGUUGCCAGGACUUCUCAUGUUAUGAACUUCAAGGAUUCUAGACAGGCGAACACAUUCAGCACUGGAUUGGGGGGUUCGUGCGAUAGAAUUAUCGACAUAUCUCGUGUAAACUAUUUACAGGAGCCAACACGGAGAACUUCCGCGGACAGUCUAACAGCGAGAACCGGAUCUGUUAAUAUGAAUCCAAAUCAAAGUGAUGAAAUUACAGCUCAGAGACAGCAAAGAGAUGGUAACAAAUCUAGGAAUCAUCGUUUAUCUUCAAGUAGUUCAAUCGAAAGUGACGUAUGAUUACGUCAUUCGGACAUCAUCGUACUGGACGAAAGAUUGCUUUACAAAUAGUUCAUGGAACUUAUUUACGAACUUUAGUAACCUUCCAUAAAUUAAUCAACAGUUACAAUAAUACGGUCACUGUGACCUAGUUAAACUACUUGAUGAUAGCAAUAAUACAAUAUUUGACAGUUGUUUAUCGAAAAAUCUUCAUUUUUUUAUGGUUUGCUCAAUACAUAAAUAACGUUCAUAAUCAGAAAAGAUCAGUUACGUAUGUGUUGUUUUCAGUCUGCAUGUUAGCGCUACAGAUUUAGGGACGAUGUUGUCGGAGAAAUGCUGGUAAAUAUAGCAUUCAUCAAUUUAAUAUGAAUAUAUGCGAUGUGUUUUAUCAAAUUCAACAAUAAAUCGUAACUUUAAAUAACAAUACAAUGAGUUGUUUAAUUCAUGGAAAUUGUUAACAAAAUAAUAUAACCGACACUUAUAUAUAACGAGAAAGCUUCGUGACAUCCUUCGUUUCAUUUGCCACCUUACUUAUCGCCAGCGUUGUUCAUUUAAGCAUUGAACUGUUUUUGUAUAGUAUUUAUGAU
Mizuhopecten yessoensis (Yesso scallop) is the source of this 2183-nucleotide messenger RNA. RefSeq lists its product as uncharacterized. The record is from RefSeq and is a predicted model, not a curated record. Bases 448 to 1617 code for a protein of 389 amino acids. NCBI's taxonomy places the organism in Eukaryota, Metazoa, Mollusca, Bivalvia, Pectinida, Pectinidae. The transcript is spliced from 5 exons.